Molecule: messenger RNA, 2390 nt
Organism: Callithrix jacchus (white-tufted-ear marmoset)
Lineage: Eukaryota; Metazoa; Chordata; Mammalia; Primates; Cebidae
Source: RefSeq, a predicted model, not a curated record
CAACCCUCGCCCCGCUAGCGGGCGCCGCUAGUUUCAUCCUUUCUCCGAUGAAGGUAUCAGGCACCCCACCCUUACCUUUAGAUUUGGUGAUAGUUCCCUUAAAAGUGGAAUGAACAAUCUACCCCAUCCUUUUCUCACAAUAUCAACUAAAUUCCAGCAAAAGGCAAAAAAAAUAAUUCUUUUUAUUGUAGCUUAGUGCUUGCAACUUGAUGUGUAGUCAGACAAACCUGUAAUCGGUCUCCGCUGGAUCAGUCACUAGCUGUGUAAGUCUACAGAACUCCCAUCACCUGCAAAUCUGAAGAAAAAUGCAUGCGGGCACGCAGGACAUUUUGGGCAAAGACGGCCUUUGAGCUUUUGUUUUUACUAAGAAUGCCGCUCUAGUGAAACAGCAGCCAGUUCCGAAGGGACCUGGCACGGUGUUGAUGACAUCACUUCCGAGCGCCAAGUUCGGGCUUCCUCCUGCAGCAAUAGGGGCAGUCGACAGUCUUUACUAGGGAAAGGAGACAAGUGCUAGCACCUGCUCCCCAAGAGGAAGGUGGGUGAAAUUGCUCACUCUUCACCCCAAUGAUGGUGUGCACCUGGAAACUCGGUUCUAGUUCGCGCCCUUCGCCGCCUUAUAGCAGACCAGAGACCAGCGCUUCCCAAGUCACGUGGGUUCACCCUGCAGCUUUCUUGGCCCCAAAGGGAAUUAUCUAUAGAGUAAGUAUGCUAAUCUUGAAUAAGACAGCAGGAGUUUUUAAACCAUCAAAAAGGAAAGUUUAUGAAUUUUUAAGAAGUUUUAAUUUUCAUCCUGGGACACCCUUUCUUCAUAAAAUAGUAUUGGGAAUUGAAACCAGUUGUGAUGAUACAGCAGCUGCUGUGGUGGAUGAAACUGGAAAUGUGUUGGGAGAAGCAAUACAUUCCCAAACUGAAGUUCAUUUAAAAACAGGUGGAAUUAUUCCUCCAGUAGCUCAACAGCUUCACAGAGAAAAUAUUCAACGAAUAGUACAGGAAGCUCUUUCUGCCAGUAGCAUCUCUCCAAGUGACCUCUCAGCAAUUGCAACUACCAUAAAACCAGGACUUGCUUUAAGCCUGGGAGUGGGCUUAUCGUUUAGCUUACAGCUGGUAGGACAGUUAAAAAAGCCAUUCAUUCCCAUUCAUCAUAUGGAGGCUCAUGCACUUACUAUUAGAUUGACCAGUAAAGUAGAAUUUCCUUUUUUAGUUCUUUUGAUUUCUGGAGGUCACUGUCUGCUGGCAUUAGUUCAAGGAGUUUCAGAUUUUCUGCUUCUUGGAAAGUCUUUGGACAUAGCACCAGGUGACAUGCUUGACAAGGUGGCAAGAAGACUUUCUUUAAUCAAACAUCCAGAGUGCUCCACCAUGAGUGGUGGGAAAGCCAUAGAACAUUUGGCCAAACAAGGAAACAGAUUUCAUUUUGACAUCACACCUCCCUUGAAACGUGCUAAAAAUUGUGAUUUUUCUUUUACUGGACUUCAACACCUUAUUAAUAAAAUAAUAAUACAAAAGGAAAAAGAGGAAGGUAUUGAGCAGGGACAAAUCCUGUCUUCAGCCGCAGACAUUGCUGCUGCAGUACAGCACAUAACAGCAUGUCAUAUUGUGAAAAGAACACAUCGAGCUAUUCUGUUUUGUAAGCAGAGAAACUUGUUACCUCAAAAUAAUGCAGUACUGGUUGCAUCUGGAGGUGUUGCAAGUAACUUCUAUAUCCGCAGAGCUCUGGAAAUUUUAACAAACGCAACACAGUGCACUUUGUUGUGUCCUCCUCCCAGACUGUGCACUGAUAAUGGCAUUAUGAUUGCAUGGAACGGUAUUGAAAGAUUACGUGCUGGCGUGGGCAUCUUACAUGACAUAGAAGACAUCCGCUAUGAACCAAAAUGUCCUCUUGGAGUAGACAUAUCAAAAGAAGUUGAAGACGCUGCCAUAAAAGUACCACGAUUAAAAAUGAACCUAUGAUUUUUGCUGUUCAAAAAAAUCCCUACAGAAUGGGGAGAACUGGGUUGUAUCAUCUAAAGCAAAAAUAGUCUAAAGAGUCACUCUCUGUCACCCAGGCUGGAGUGCAGUGGUGUUAAUCUUGGCUUACUGUAAUUUCCACCUCCCAGGCUCAAGCAGUGCUCCUACUUCAGCCUCCCAAGUGGCUGAGACUAAAGGUGUGUGCCACCACACCCGGCUAAUUUCCUGUAUUUUUGUAGAGACAGGGUUUUGCUAUGUUGCCCAGGCUGGUCUUGAACCCAUGAGCUCAAGCUGUCCGCUCACCUCAGCCUCCCAAAGUGCUAGGAUUACAAACAUGAGCCACCACAGCCAGCCCUGAAUUUUCUUCUGCCACUGUUAAUCAUAAUAUUAAAAUGCUGCAUGUACAUAUUGAAAUAUUUAUAAAUAAAAUUAUAUGAUGCUUGAAA